AUGGGUGAAACCGCUGCCGCCAACCACCACCACCACCACCACCAUGGCCACCAAGUCUUUGACGCCGUCGUCCCUUCACAACCAGCUUUCAAAUGCUUCGACGACGAUGGCCGUCUCAAAAGAACCGGGACUGUUUGGACUGCGAGCGCACAUAUAAUAACGGCAGUGAUCGGAUCCGGCGUUUUGUCAUUGGCGUGGGCGAUUGCACAGCUCGGAUGGAUCGCUGGACCUGCAGUGAUGCUCAUGUUCUCUUUCGUUACUCUCUACUCUUCCACACUCCUAAGCGAUUGUUACAGAACCGGUGAUGCUGUCUCUGGCAAGCGAAACUACACUUACAUGGACGCCGUUCGAUCUAUUCUCGGUGGGUACAAGUUCAAGAUCUGUGGACUAAUUCAAUACUUGAAUCUAUUCGGUGUCGCUAUCGGAUACACAAUUGCAGCAUCUAUAAGCAUGAUGGCGAUAAAGAGAUCGAAUUGCUUCCACAAGAGCGGAGGAAAAGACCCAUGUCACAUGUCGAGCAACCCGUACAUGAUCAUAUUCGGUGUGACAGAGAUCUUGCUCUCUCAGGUUCCUGAUUUCGACCAGAUUUGGUGGCUCUCCAUUGUUGCAGCUGUCAUGUCCUUCACUUACUCUGGCAUUGGUCUAGCUCUUGGCAUCGUUCAAGUUGCAGCAAAUGGAGUUUUCAAAGGAAGUCUCACCGGAAUAAGCAUCGGAACAGUGACUCAAACACAAAAGAUAUGGAGAACCUUUCAAGCCCUUGGAAACAUUGCCUUUGCUUACUCCUUCUCUGUUGUCCUUAUCGAGAUUCAGGAUACUGUAAGAUCUCCACCGGCAGAAUCGAAAACGAUGAAGAGAGCUACAAAAGUCAGCAUCGCCGUCACGACAGUCUUCUACAUGCUAUGUGGCUCAAUGGGUUAUGCCGCCUUUGGAGAUGCAGCACCAGGAAACCUCCUAACGGGUUUCGGAUUCUACAACCCGUUUUGGCUCCUCGACGUGGCCAACGCCGCCAUUGUCGUCCACCUCAUCGGAGCUUACCAAGUCUUUUCUCAGCCUCUCUUCGCCUUUGUUGAAAAAUCAGUCUCCGAGAGGUUUCCAGACAAUGACUUGCUAACCAAGGAAUUCGAAAUCAAAAUCCCCGGGUUUAGGUCUCCAUACAAGUCAACCGUCUUCAGGGUGGUUUUCCGGUGUUGUUUCGUCGUUACAACCACCGUGAUAUCGAUGCUAAUGCCGUUUUUCAACGAUGUGGUCGGGAUCUUAGGGGCGUUAGGGUUUUGGCCCUUGACGGUUUACUUUCCGGUGGAGAUGUAUAUUAAGCAGAGAAAGGUUGAGAAAUGGAGCAUGAGGUGGGUGUGUUUAAAGAUGCUUAUUGUUACUUGUCUAAUGAUCUCGGUGGUCGCCGGAGUUGGAUCAAUCGCCGGAGUAAUGCUUGAUCUUAAGGUCUAUAAGCCCUUUCAGUCUACGUAUUGA
Molecule: messenger RNA, 1467 nt
Organism: Microthlaspi erraticum
Lineage: Eukaryota; Viridiplantae; Streptophyta; Magnoliopsida; Brassicales; Brassicaceae
Source: the annotation of a GenBank genome assembly